Messenger RNA from Cylicocyclus nassatus, 486 nucleotides. Lineage: Eukaryota; Metazoa; Nematoda; Chromadorea; Rhabditida; Strongylidae. The record is from the annotation of a GenBank genome assembly.
AUGAAUGGUGUAAGCGCUCUUACUGUCACUUUCGAUCGAGUGACACGAAGUGACGUCAUCAGUGCUAAAUCCGAAGAUGAGACAUUGCGUUUGAGCUAUACUGAUAGCGGAGAAUUGGAGAGCAUAGCUCAAGAAGGAGUGAUGGAUUUGGAACCGGCAUAUCGUCUAGCAAAUCUGAGCAUCCACUAUGAUUCGUUGGGUAAAAGAAAUGAGCUGAUUUGGGGUAAUCGUACUACUCAAGUUACCUACGAUCGGCAAAAUCGUAUUGUUGAACGUACAGUGAAGGGCGGAGUCACUGCGAAAUUUAUGUAUACCAAGGAGAUACCAUUUACCAAAAAAGCCUUAGCGGCUGAGGACAGUGAUGGAAAAUUGUUGGAGUGGGUGACCACGGACGAACAACAUCAUGUUCUUCGAGAAUACGAUCAAUAUGGACGAGUUUUCAGGAACAUGACGAAUUGCUUAGGCCAACAUCGAUACGAGCGGUGA